Vigna unguiculata (cowpea) is the source of this 1342-nucleotide messenger RNA. RefSeq names its product putative fructokinase-7. Gene Ontology annotation, cellular component: cytosol. Gene Ontology annotation, biological process: fructose metabolic process. NCBI's taxonomy places the organism in Eukaryota, Viridiplantae, Streptophyta, Magnoliopsida, Fabales, Fabaceae. The record is from RefSeq and is a predicted model, not a curated record. Gene Ontology annotation, molecular function: fructokinase activity.
CUUCUCUAUCUGUAUAAGCUAUUGAGUUUCUCCAAAACACAUUCUCUUCUGCAUUUCCAAUACUCUGAUUCUUGGUUUCCAAUUGUUCCAUCUCCUUGAUGGCCAACGUUACCUCCUCAGGAAACAGAGAGCAGAAGCAUAAUAUCGAUUUAUCGAUUUAGGACGUCAUGUUACACAUGUGAAAUGAUUCUUCUCUCUCUUGGUAAAUCAAACGAUCUCACAAAUGAAAACGGUAAGGGAAACGGUGGACUCGUUGUUUGCUUUGGUGAAAUGUUAAUAGAUUUUGUGCCAACAGUGGGUGGAGUGUCACUAGCUGAAGCACCUGCUUUCCAGAAAGCUGCUGGUGGUGCACCUGCCAAUGUGGCUGUUGGCAUCGCUAGGCUUGGUGGUUCAUCUGCUUUUGUAGGCAAGGUUGGAGCAGAUGAAUUUGGGUAUAUGUUGGUUGAUAUUUUAAAGCAGAACAAUGUUGACACAUCUGGCAUAAAGUUUGACCCUAAUGCAAGAACUGCUUUAGCUUUUGUUACACUUAGAGCUGAUGGCGAGCGUGAGUUUUUGUUUUUCCGAAAUCCUAGUGCUGAUAUGCUUCUUCAAGAGUCAGAGCUUGCUACCGAUCUCAUAAAGAAGGCUAAAAUAUUCCAUUAUGGUUCCAUCAGCUUGAUUCACGAACCAUGCAAGUCAGCUCAUCUUGCUGCUAUGAAAAUUGCUAAAGACUCUGGUUGCAUUCUCUCAUAUGAUCCAAAUUUGAGAUUGGCACUAUGGCCCUCUGCUGAGGCUGCUCGGAAUGGCAUAAAGAGUAUAUGGGAUCAAGCCGAUGUCAUAAAGAUAAGUGAGGACGAGAUAACAUUUUUGACUUGUGGUGAUGAUCCUUACGAUGAUGAUGUUGUGUUAAAGAAGCUUUUUCACCCUAAUCUUAAGCUUUUAAUCGUUACUGAAGGGUCAGGAGGUUGUAGAUAUUACACCCAGGAAUUGAAGGGCAGGGUUGCAGGUGUCAAAGUUAAUGCUGUUGACACAACUGGUGCUGGUGAUGCAUUUGUUAGUGGUAUUAUGUAUAACUUAGCUUCUGACCAAAGUAUUUUCCAGAAUGAGGAACGUCUCCGAAAAGCUCUGUAUUUUGCGAAUGUAUGUGGUGCCAUCACAGUAACAGGGAGAGGGGCAAUUCCUGCACUACCCACAAAAGAAGCUGUUCUGCAAUUCGCUGAAACAUAACAUCUUUCUUUUCUCAUCAAAUGUUAAGCUAUAGCUUAGUUCUUACUAAGCUUCAUGUAUUGUAUUCUCCUUCUUUUGUGCCCUGUAUUUUCCUUAUAUAUAAUAAUAAUAAUAAAUUCAAUCUCUAGUUUUGUCU